AUGGCGGAGAAGCUUGUGCCGAAGGACAAGGAGUGGAGCUUCGAGGACAUUCGCCGAGAAGUUGAGCAAACAUCUUCCAAGUUGAAGCUGUCGGAUGGCGGCUCCAAGGGCUGCUCCCUAGUGGCUCGGUGUGCCCUGCGGGCUGGGGAUGUGGUGCUAGCAGAGAGGCCCUUUUUUGAAGGGAAUGUGCAGGCCAAGCACAGUGAGCAGGUGUACUCCCAAGCAGUUCUGGCCAAGAUGAAUGGAAAGGAUGGUCAUCCGGAUGUUGAGGCAGCACCUGAGGAUUUCCAGGAGGAUUGCCUGCACCCCCGCAGACCCUUGAUGGACUGUGUCGCUGCCAUUCUACUUUGCAAGCAGCAGUUGGUGGCUUCCCAGGGAGGGUGUGAUGCCAAGGCCCUGCUGAAGCUCCAGAAGAUCUGCGCCCUUUUCCAAAGCCCAGUGCAGUCCACAACGGAUCACCGCGAGUGCGUGGACGACCUUUGGGGUGCCUUGAAGCCAGAGCUACAGAAGAGCACCUCCAGGGAGGAGUUGGGUGACAUCCUGCAGAUUUUAGGGGGCAACCGAUUUGGUCAGGGAAAGCGCGGUAUUCACUUGCUCUUCGCGGGCAGCAUGUUUGAACACUCGUGCUUGCCCAACUGCUUUCUGGGCACCUGGGACAGUGACAGCAUUGACACGCUCCAGACCUACCGCGCUCUCCGAGAUAUCGCUGAGGGUGAAGCUUUGACCAUCGACUACAUGGGCUUCCCACAGGGUUAUUGCGCCGUCUCUGCCCGUGCGCAGGCCUUCCAGAAAUGGGGUUUCAUUUGUAGCUGCCCCAGAUGUGUGGAAUUGCCGGAAGUGGAGCGCAGCUUCAACUGCAUGGCUUGUGGUGCUCCCGACCUGUGCCCCCGUAGCCCGGGCUCGGUGGAGCUGCAGUGCCUGUCCUGUGACGCGGUGGCGGAGGCCAGCUAUGCCGCGCGGUGCUUCAGGAAGGAACGGGAGCUGCAGCCCGAGCCCGGCAGCCCUGCCAGUGAUACCUUCAGAAAGAUGGGGGAAUCAGAGGCCGAUGAAGAAAACCUCCUGAGUCAUCGUCACCAUUUGGUGGUCCAAGCCUUAUGGGAAGAUGUGGAGCAGGGACUCCCUGAUUCCGCGGAGCUUCCUGCAUUUUUAUCAAUCUUGGAGGUCUUGGUGGAGAGUAUUUCCAAGGUGUGCAGAUUGAAUGAGCAUCCUGCAUUGUUGCAGUUGUACAACAUGGCCGCCUUGUCCACUGCAGAUGACUUGGAAGCCCAGAAGCACUACCUGCAGCUGGAGCACGGAAUCCUGCGCAAAUUUUAUCCCGACGAAGCGGAACGACAGGAGGAGGAGAUCGAACGUUUGGUGAAGUGUGCUCCCGAACCCACAGAAGCUGGGUAUCCGCAAGCCUUAAACUGA
Molecule: messenger RNA, 1410 nt
Organism: Cladocopium goreaui
Lineage: Eukaryota; Dinophyceae; Suessiales; Symbiodiniaceae
Source: the annotation of a GenBank genome assembly